Messenger RNA from Drosophila takahashii, 2533 nucleotides. RefSeq names its product AF4/FMR2 family member lilli. The record is from RefSeq and is a predicted model, not a curated record. Lineage: Eukaryota; Metazoa; Arthropoda; Insecta; Diptera; Drosophilidae.
CCUUGCGCCGUUCGAGUCGCAGGCGAAUCAGCACCACCCAUCGUCCGUUCAUUCAAGAGCCGUGCGCCACCCCGAAACACCCACCACCCACUCGACGCCCACCUGCGUCUCGGGCCGCAAGGUUGGCAAAAUACAAUUAUUCGAGCGCGAAUCCGCGGUGGCUGAUUUUCUGUUUUUUGAAUCGGAUUGAAUUGAAUUAAAUUGAAUACAAAGUUGCAAGUCGCGUGAGUCCUUCGUUCGCAAAAAGGAUAUUUAUUUGCCAAGCCAGCGUGUGUGUGUGUGUGUUUGUGUGUUUGUCGUGUCGGGUCAGUUGAGCGUUCAAGGACUCUGGUGCAGCAACUACAACAACUACAAAAUAGCUAGGGAAACAACAAUAUGUGUGCAAUAAAGGCGAGAAACGUGACAGCAACGUGCCAAUAGAGGCGAAGGCAUUGAAAAGCCCAAAAGGAAAACACAUUCGAGAGCAUUGGCAACGGAAAGGCGAGAAAAUAUUGCAGUUUACUCAACUUACCUUCCACGAUGCAUUUCUGGAUUGACAAACGAUCGCAGCAGUGCGGCUUUGGACGCUCCCGCGUGGCGGCCUCCUUGUCGCAUGCUGGCAGCGGCCUGAGCUACGGCCAUCCGCCCCGAAGGACCAAGUCCAGCAGUUGCAGCAGCAACGGCGCCGGCAGCAGCGGCCAGUCGAUGCCCUCGGUGCACCGAUCCCUGCCGCAGACCCCCUACGAUCUCCACCAGCCGGGCACAAGUCGCCAGUCGCAGUCGUCGUCGUAUGGCAACAACAACUCCCUGCACGGCCAGCAGCAGCAGCAACACAUGUUGCAGCAACAUUCCAGCGGCGGCAGCAGCAACAACAACAACUUGGCUGCCGCCGGCACAACAACAACUGCCAGCAACAAUAACAAUGCCAGCGGAAUAGCCUCCUCGGCAGCUGUGCUCACCGGAAGCGGAACUAUCGUUCCCCUGGUGGCCCGCGGCUCGCACUACAAUCACCACGGCAGCACGCGCUAUCAGCCAAGGUCGCAGCAGCAAGUGUUGCACCAACACCAGCAACCGUCACAGCAGCAUCAUCACCAGCAGCAGCAACAUCAGCAGCAACAGCAGCAGCACUACAGCUACCACCAUCCGCAAUUUGGCAACAUGGCCGUGCCCAUGAGACACUAUGAUGCACAUCAGCAGCAGCAGCAAUAUUCGAGCAAUGUCUACGCCGAUGAUGCCUACAGCGCCUAUCACCACACCGCCCAUCACCAGCACAGCAGCAGCAAUCACUCGACCAGCGGCAGCAACAACCCCCGACAAUCGGCCGCCUACGCAGCGCCCCGUCGCCACAACUCCAGCAGCAACAUGCGACACUCGACGGCAGCAGCAGCAGCAACAGGAGCAACAUCAACGGUAGAGGCGGCCAGUCCAGCGGCAACAGUUGCUGCUGCUGUACCAGCAACAGCGCACAGCAACCAGUUGCAGCAGCAACAUCAUGCGCUGCUGCAGCACGCGGACUCGCAACUGCUGCCCGGCCACUUGAAGUGCGGCAUGUGCGCCUCGCUGGUGCUGGCCUCUGUUUUCGUGGCCGGAACAAAGUUCUACUUCGACCACCAGGGCACCGGACUGGAGGUGCUGAUCUUCUGCGCCUUCUCGGCCACCUUCUUCCUGGCCGCCUGCCUGGUCAGCCUGUGCCGCAUUCCCAAGGGCCUGCUCUCGAGCUCCAGUCGCUCGGAUGGCCGGGCAGCCGUGGGCCACAGUCGCGGCGUGAACUCGGGAUCGGGAUCGGCCCAGUCCGCCGGCUGUCUGCUGGAGAUGAGCGAGGUGCGGUAUCUGGAGGAGCAACAGGUGAAUGCCGGGGGCGGGAUGACGUCCAGUGCCGGUCCGCCACCCUAUCAUAUAGCCAUAUUGCUGCCGGAACAGACGCCGGCGACUUUAGGAAAGCAACUGCCGCUGGAUGAAUCGCCGCCGCCGUCAUAUGACAAAAUUCUCGUGUAGGCUAUCGGGGAAUUGAGCUUUAGUUCCAGUUCCCGAAUCCUCAUCCCUGACACCCCCUUAAAUGCACAAUGCCAAGUACUUUUGCUCAGUAUUUUUCUAAACCAAAACGAUAUCACAGUUUAUAUGAACAUUUACACGGCAUAUUUAUAUAUAUACAGACAUAUAUAUCAGAUAAACAUAUACGAAUACACGAAUAUUUACUAUUAAGCUCCGAAUAAUAUUUUUACACUUUCUAUGCCCCGUACUAGAACCAAAAUUCUUCCACUCCAAAACCCAAACAUGUCAUAUUCUACUGUCAUUUUUGUUCUGUGAUAUGCUCAAGAGAUCAAGAAAUCAUACGCUAUAAAGACCGCGAGAUCAAACUAUGUUUAACCAUUAGCUACAAACCACGACAAGCCAAUGCAACGAGAAAAAGAUGUAGAAAUAGCGGAUACAGAAAAUAAAUAAUUCAAGCAGCAGUAUUAGUAGGCAGUUAAGUAAUAAAUUAACCAAUCAAAUGCCCAGUUCUCUUACAAAAUACUAAAGAAGAGUGCAAUAUAUUAAGAAAAUACGACAUAUA